This is a messenger RNA of Fusarium tjaetaba, 4314 nucleotides long. RefSeq names its product heterokaryon incompatibility (het-6OR allele). Gene Ontology annotation, molecular function: D-arabinono-1,4-lactone oxidase activity; FAD binding. The transcript is spliced from 7 exons. The record is from RefSeq and is a predicted model, not a curated record. Gene Ontology annotation, cellular component: membrane. NCBI's taxonomy places the organism in Eukaryota, Fungi, Ascomycota, Sordariomycetes, Hypocreales, Nectriaceae. Bases 1 to 4314 code for a protein of 1437 amino acids.
AUGUCGACAGCCACGCAAACUCCUCCACCGUCUGAAAGGACACUGCAAGAGAAGAUCGAGCACCUCGGUGAUCUCGUUAGAGACCCCGAAUCUGACUUGGGCUCCGAUGAAUUGCCCCAUCUUCCUGAGCUCAUUGAUGAUUGGUACAAUACCGAUGUCGAUGUCAGCAAGGAAGAGUUCCACCAAAGAAUUCUGCGAGUCUUUAAGGAUUCCAAGCAUGAGCAGGUAUACAAUGGUGUUAUGAACCAAUUUCCUAGUGAAAUGCGAGAAGUUCUUGAGGCUUUCAUCGAAGGUGAUAAGACUGCUGAUGAAGCUGGAAAAGCUAUCAAGGAGGUUGCACCGUUAGAGCUUGAGGCGUCAAGUACUAGCUCUCAUCUUCAGGCCUUUUCUAUGAUGGCACAGCAGGUGACUCCUCCUACUAAAACCAAGGGCAAGGAAACGAAGGACUUGACCUUUCAGAAUUGGGGCCGCACCGUCAAGAAUACGCCCACGGUCACGUAUUACCCCGAAACUGUCGCCGAGAUUAUCGAGAUUGUUCGUGACGCUGUCGCCAAGAACAAGGGCAUUCGUGUCGCCGGUUUCCGGCACUCAUGGGCACCCGUUUUCGGGAGGAGCAACAAGGCUGGCCAGUCUACUAAUGGCGAUGUACUGAUCUCUACUCUGACUGAGACCAACGCAAGCAGAUUGCCCAACCUCACUUCAGUUCCGACCAACCUUUUUCAGCCCAAGGACACGGAGCUCAACGCGAUCAAUGUCAUCACGGACCCUAAAUUUGUCGGAGCUCCGGCUCUGAAGAAUGGCAGGAAGUAUGUUCAGGUGGGAACGGCGACUACGAAUGAAAAGUUCCGACGGUGGUGCAUCAACACGGGAAAUGUCACUUUGCCCAUGAACAUCAUUGAGGUCGAGAUUACUUUUGGUGGCAGCAAUGCUACAAUUUGUCACGGCGCGGGUAUUAACAACCCAACCUUGAGCGACCUUGUCCGACGAAUCGACUACAUCGACGUCAACGGCCAAGAACGUUUCGUCAACAUGUCCGACCCCACGCUUCUCAAGGCGGCAAGUGGCUGCUUCGGUCUUCUCGGCGUCGUCACCUACAUCACCUUUGAAUGCGACGCCAUGUGCACCGCCGUCAUGCGUCCCGUCAAACUCGACGUUAUCGACGCUAUCCCCCCACCGCCUGAGAUGAAAGACUCAGAUAUCCCCGCUGCCCUUCGCCAAAAGCGCACACAGGCUCAAAAGGAUGAUGCGCUUCGUGAGUUUGAGCGCCGUGCGAAUGAGGACUUUUAUGCAGAGUGGUUCUGGUUUCCUUACUCGCAGCAGGUCUGGGUUAAUACCUGGAAGACAGAUACUGACACCAAGAACGUGGUUAACUAUCCCAGUAAUGCAAAGACUUUGUAUCAGGUUGCCAGCACGGCGAUUAUGAACAUGGCUCAAGAGAUUGGCAAGCAUAUACAUGCCUUACAGGUUGCGCCUCAGACGCAGACUUCACUCCUUUCUUGGCUCGCAGUGAAGAACUUUGACGAUGUCAAGGGAACCAACAAAUCCAUCAGAACCCUGCUACCUAAUGCGCUUCACUUCCAGCGCGGCGUUCAGAACAUCCGAGUCCGCAAUCUGGAAGUCGAGAUGGCUCUUGACUCAAAGAAAGGCAAGCCUAAUGAGAGAGACUACACCAACGUGAGACGUGCCUGGUGGGACGUCAUAAAGACAUGCUACGCCAACGCCAAAACAUCUCCUAUGCGCAUGCCAAUGGAGAUGCGAAUAAUGGGUUCCAGCGAAGUAACCCUCGCGCCACAGCGCGGUAAUAGACUUGGAACAUGCGCCAUCGGCAUUCUGACUCUUGAGGCUGUAUCCGAUAUAUGGGUCCCUUAUGCGCAACAGGUCCUUGACAAGUGGACGAGCUACAAGACGAAUGAUGGCAAACCCGUGGUGGUGAAGCCUCAUUGGGCAAAGGAAUGGUACAUGUACAAGGUUGGUGGUAAGCCUUGGAUGGAGAAGCUGGUCAAGGAGGAUUAUAAGGAGGAGAUCGCAGAGUUUCAGACGCUGAUGGCCGCUAUUGGCAAGAAGCAUGGUUGGACGCUUGGGGAUAUCAAGAGGACGUUUUCUAACGAUGUCCUUGAUAAUACCUUCCUGGGCGGCGUUGCUAUCUCUAAACCACAGCAGGUUGCUAAGCCGGAGAAGAUGGUUCAGGUUCAGCUAUCAUCAGCCCAAAGGUUUCCAACACCACCCGCUCAAGCAUCCCACCAAGAUCUCGUCCCCAAGGCUUACUAUCAGUCUGUAGUCAUGUUUCCAUAUGAUAGCACAGGCACUGGAGGCUCUCUCGGCCCAACGCAAAUCCGCCUUCUGCAUCUAUUUCCAGCAAAAAUUAGCAAAAAUCCGAUUGAGUGCCGACUCGAAGUUGUCGCAUUCGAAGAAAACCCAGUGUAUGAGGCUCUUUCGUAUUGCUGGGGCGACAGUACUCAGCUUCAGGGGAUAAAAUGUAACGAUGAGGCAUUUCAGGUCACCGAAAAUCUUUUCUCCGCCCUGCAGCACUUGAGGAACAAGGGUACCGAGCGAACACUAUGGAUCGACGCCAUUUGCAUCAACCAGAAUGAUCUGGAGGAACGCCAAUCCCAAGUUAAACUUAUGAAAGACAUAUAUACCAAAUCCGAAAAGGUCGUUAUCUGGUUAGGUCCCGACCCCGCCUCCGAUGGAGUUAACCACUUGUUCGAAAUGCUGCAAACGAUUCCAAAUCUUCCUGACCCUCAGCUGAGCAAAAGAGAGAGAAUAUUCUUCGAGAUGAACGUGUUUGAUGCUGAUCGCUGGCGUCAAGAUGAGGAGACGGUUUCCUCCAAAGUCUCGGAUCGUAUCAAGAAGGAUUUCGUUAUACCUCAAGAGGCCAAAAAGGGCGCAAUUGCUGUGUUGACAAGACCUUGGUGGACAAGGAUUUGGACCGUUCAGGAGAUGGUUCUAGCUCCCUGUGCAAUCAUUAUGUGCGGUCAUUUAGCUGCUCCUGCAUCAGAUGUUCGACGUGCAUGCGCGGUUGUUCUUAUGCACGCAGUCAAUGACGCCUUUGACGUUGGUGAUGAUGAUGAUCUACUGAGUUUCGGAGACUUGUUUGAUGACCCUAACGGCACAUUAUAUAUGGCCAGAAUGCGAACACAUCCAAGUGUCAGUGCGAAGAUGGAGCUUGGAAAGCUGCUCCGGUUUCUUAGAUGGUUGAAAGCGAAAGAUCCAAGGGACAAGGUAUAUGGUUCUUUGGGUAUCGCCGCGUCAAAAUACGGCAUUGAGGCUGACUACACCAUUUCUGCCGUUGAAUGCUAUACGCGUGCCACUUUUAGCAUCAUAAGCGGUAGCCGGUCGGUGGAUAUCUUUAGCGCUCUGCGAAGGCCGUCCUGCAUAGAGUCUACUUUGGCAGACCUGCCAUCCUGGGUCCCUGACUGGAGUUACGACUUCUCUAGUGUUCCCAAUAAGGAAAAGGGACCAUCGGCUAUCAAUAAUCCUAUCAUGAGAGAAAACGUUCGUACCCCGAUGAUGCUAGAAAUGGCGGGUGCGUUUCCCGAAUGGAAGGCAUCUGGAUCCAACAUGCCCUUCACUGUAGGGCUUUCAAGCGAUGGGAAAACACUGAUCCUGAGAGGCAUGAUACUGAAUGAGUUAGAUCGCGUUGGGGAAAAGCUCGAAUACCCUUGGCCGGGCCCUGAACUACAAUCCGACAGCGUCAUCAUGGACUCGAUUCACGAUUUCAAGAGAAGUUGGAGAAUCUAUAGGUCUAUCGGAGCCGCCAUGGACACUAUAAAAGGCUGGCAAGAUCUGGCUUUCGAAAAUCAGAACCUACGAACAAUGUCCGGAGAAACCCGAAUGGACGCUUUCCUCACAACAUUAUUAAGCAAUCGGAUUCGUCUCAGUGCUGAUGGACGAAAAGUCCUGGAUCAUCUUGAGAAGAGCAUAGGAACUAGCUUCAAGAUGAAUAGUAGCAGUACUAUUAUGAAUCAACUUCGUCUCCCAACAUUGGCACCGAAACUGUAUCACAGACUGCUGGGAUUCGGAAAGAUAUGCAGUAUCGACGACAGCGAAAUUCUCUCGUUCGGGAAGUCUUUCACCGACGUGCAAUUGGCUUUUGACCAAAGAAUGGCGACGACAGGAUCAGGAUAUCUCUGCAUGGUUCCUUGGUCUGCUCGAGCUGGUGAUCGGAUUGCGCUGUUUGGAGGCGGAAGGACGCCGUAUGUACUCAGGAAGGUGGGGCAGAGAUGGAAGAUUCUGGGGGACUGUUACGUUCAUGGCAUCAUGUCCGGCGAGGCAUGGAGUGAUGAUGAGUGUGUUGAUAUUGCGAUUAUCUGA